This is a messenger RNA of Saccostrea cuccullata (small rock oyster), 916 nucleotides long. Its product is annotated as probable E3 ubiquitin-protein ligase DTX3. Gene Ontology annotation, molecular function: ubiquitin protein ligase activity. Lineage: Eukaryota; Metazoa; Mollusca; Bivalvia; Ostreida; Ostreidae. Bases 133 to 840 code for a protein of 235 amino acids. Gene Ontology annotation, cellular component: nucleoplasm. The transcript is spliced from 4 exons. Gene Ontology annotation, biological process: Notch signaling pathway; protein ubiquitination. The record is from RefSeq and is a predicted model, not a curated record.
GCGUUUUUUAUUCUCGAUUCAAGAUGUUGUCCAUUAUAUUUAAAAGUUCGACACAAUUUACUUUGAUAUAUAUUUUCAUCAAGAGUGGGAAAUAGAAGAAGAAUAUACAUUUUUAAUUUAAUAAGCUGUAAAAUGUCAAAGAUUCCCAGUAGCAUGCUAGAGGGCCAAAGUACAAGUCAGCAACAGCAGCAAGAAGGGCCCACCCAUUUACCACGAACUGAAGAAGAGCCAAUGGAAGUUGAUGAAAUUAGUGACUGUGUCAUAUGCAUGGAUGUCUUGCAAAAUAAAAAGACACUGGACAAAUGCUCACAUGAGUUUUGUAAGGACUGCAUUGACAGCCAUUUUAAGUACAAGCCACAGUGCCCCAUAUGUUUUACAGCCUAUGGAGUUAUUAUUGGGACUCAGCCACCAGGACACAUGGAGAUAAAUCGGGACCGGCGACACCAGCUUCCAGGUUUUACGGAGAAAGGAUUAAUUCGAGUGUACUAUUCAUUUGCUGAUGGAAAGCAGGGGCCAGAACAUCCCAACCCAGGACAGAGGUUUUAUGGAACAAGUCGUACUGGUUAUCUCCCUGACAAUGAAAAAGGACAAAUUGUGGCCCGUCUCCUGAAAGUAGCAUUCAACAGAAGAUUAGUUUUCACGGUCGGAAGAUCACGAACUACAGGGGCAGACAACUGUGUAACAUGGAAUGACAUUCAUCAUAAAACUUCCAUAUCUGGAGGCCCAGAAAAUUUUGGAUACCCAGAUCCCACAUUCCUGGACCGUGUGUUAGAAGAAUUAGCAGCAAAAGGUGUGACAGAAAAUGAUCUGCAUGAAGCUCCACCUGAUGUCAUCAAGUGAACUCUGUCAAUUUCAGACUCAAUGCACAUGGAAAAAACAUCUUUGAUUUUCUCUGCAAAGUUUUAAAGACAAGAAU